AUUCCGCGCCUCCAAUUAGAUCACAACUCUCUCUCUCUCUCUCUCUCUCUCUCUCUCUCUCUCUGUUUUCAACAUCAACCUCCUCCCUCUAUUAUCCCCCUAGCGCUCUCUAGAAGCGCUUCUCCGCGCAGCAGGAGAUCGAUCGAUCGAUCGCCAUGGCUACAUCCCGCGCCGAGAUCAUGCGAUCGUCCUUGCUCCCGGCUCCCAGAAGCGCUUUUCCCCGAAGCCGAUCGGUCGCGAUCGGCUUCUCCGUCCCCGGCGUGCUGAAUCGGAACCAUCGUCAACAUCAGAGGAUGAGGAGGAGGAGCUCGAAUCCGGGCGUGGUUGUGGCGGCGAUCAGCGAGGAGGCGGCGGUGAAGGUGGCGGUGGAGAAGAAGGCGGCGCCGGCGCCGGCGCCGGCGAAGACGAAGGCGCGGGCGGCGCUGACGGUGCGGAGGAAGAGCAAGGAGGACUUCAAGGACACCAUUGCCGGCCACCUCGACGCCCUCGCCGACAUGAUCGGCCGCAACAUCGUCUUGGAGCUCAUCAGCACCGACGUCGAUCCCAAGAUGAAGCGGGUGAUGAGGAGCGGGGAGGUGGCGGUGAGGGACUGGUGCGAGAAGAGGGGGGUGAAGGGGGAGCACGUGGUGUACACGGCGGAGUUCAUGGUGGACGUGGCAGCGUUCGGUGAGCCUGGAGCCAUCACGGUGGCCAACCGCCACCAGAGGGAGUUCUUCUUGGAGAGCAUCGUCGUCGAGGGCUUCCCCUGCGGCCCCAUCCACUUCUCCUGCAACUCCUGGGUCCAGUCCACCAAGGACCUCUCCUCGAAGAGAGUCUUUUUCACCAACAAGCCGUAUUUACCAUCAGAGACCCCUCCGGGGAUAAGAGAGCUCAGACAGAAGGAGCUCAAGGACCUAAGGGGAGAUGGCAAAGGCAUUCGUAAGUCAUCCGAUCGGAUCUACGACUAUGCAACUUACAAUGACUUGGGUAAUCCUGAUAAAGGAUUCGAGCUGGCUAGGCCAACUCUUGGGGGUGAGAAGAUCCCCUAUCCUAGACGAUGUCGGACGGGCCGCCCCCCAAUGGAUACUCACAUGCUAGCGGAGAGCCGGAUAGAGAAACCGCAUCCGAUAUACGUCCCUCGUGACGAGGCAUUUGAGGAGCUGAAGCAAGGGGCAUUCUCGGCGGGACGUCUCAGGGCAGUGCUGCACUCUUUAAUUCCGUCCCUCAUCGCCUCGAUCUCAGCCGACACCCAAGACUUCCAAGGGUUCCACCACAUUGACAAUCUAUACAAGGAGGGUCUCAAGCUCAAGCUCGGCCUCCAGGAGCAUCUCUUCAAGAAGAUCCCCCUCGUCCAGAAGAUCCAAGAGUCCAGCGAGGGCAUGCUCCGAUACGACACUCCAAAAAUCCUCUCUAAGGACAAGUUCGCGUGGCUCCGCGAUGACGAGUUCGCGCGCCAGACCGUUGCCGGAAUAAAUCCGGUCAACAUCGAGAGGCUUAAGGUUUUUCCUCCAGUGAGCAAGCUGGACCCUGCAGUUUACGGCCCACCGGAAUCGGCCAUUACGGAAGCCCACAUUGCAGGCCACCUUAAUGGGCUCACAGUCCAACAGGCCAUGGAUGAAGCAAAGUUGUUUAUCCUCGAUUACCAUGACUCAUACCUUCCAUUUUUGGACCGGAUUAACGCAAUUGACGGCCGUAAGGCGUAUGGCACGCGAACCAUCUUCUACCUGAACCCGCUCGGCACGCUGAAACCCGUGGUGAUUGAGCUGACACUCCCCCCGGUCCAACCCGGUGGGCCUCGGACCAGCAUGGUCCUGACACCGCCUUGCGACGCCACUACACAUUGGCUCUGGAUGCUCGGCAAGGCACAUGUCUGCUCCAACGACGCCGGCAUCCAUCAGCUCGUCAACCACUGGUUGCGGACGCACGCGAACAUGGAGCCGUUCAUCCUGGCGGCGCACCGGCAGAUGAGCACGAUGCACCCGGUGUUCAAGCUGCUGCACCCCCACAUGCGGUACACGCUUGAGAUCAACGCGCUGGCGCGGCAGAGCCUCAUCAACGCUGAGGGGGUGAUCGAGUCGUGCUUCACCCCCGGCCCCGUCUGCAUGGAGAUCAGCGCCUCCUACUACCGCACCCACUGGCGCCUCGAUCAGGAGGGCCUCCCCGCGGACCUCAUUCGCAGGGGUGUUGCUGAGGAGGACCCAACACAACCCCAUGGCCUGAAGCUUCUUAUCGAGGACUACCCCUACGCCAACGACGGCAUGCUCUUGUGGUCGACGAUCCGGUCGUGGGUCGAGUCCUACGUCGGGCUCUACUACCCGGACGCAGCCCGAGUCCGGUCUGAUCCAGAGCUGCAGGCGUGGUACCACGAAUCCGUCCACGUGGGCCACGCCGACCUCCGCAGCGCCCCGUGGUGGUCGCCGCUCUCCACCCCGGACGACCUCGUCGCCCUCCUCACCACCCUCAUCUGGCUCGCCUCCGCGCAGCAUGCCGCACUCAACUUCGGCCAGUACCCGCUCGGGGGCUACGUCCCCAGCCGCCCCCCGCUGAUGCGGCGCCUUCUGCCGGACCCAGCACGAGACCCUGUCGAGUAUGAAACUUUCCUCGCCAACCCGCACCGGUUCUUCCUCGCCGCAAUGCCCGGCGUGCUGGAGGCGACCAAGUUCAUGGCGGUGGUCGACACGCUGUCGACGCACUCGCCCGACGAGGAGUAUCUCGGGGAGGAGCGGCAGCAGGCGGCCGCAUGGACGUCUGACGCAGCGGCGCAGGUGGCAUUCAAAAAAUUCUCUGCAGAGGUGCGCCGGGCUGAGAAGGAGAUAGAGAGGCGGAAUGCCGACCCGGCAAGGAGCAACCGGUGCGGGGCCGGGGUGCUUCCGUACGAGCUGCUGGCGCCCAGCUCGCCGCCGGGGGUCACCUGCCGGGGAGUGCCCAACAGCAUCUCCAUAUAAUAAAGCUUAAAAAAAAACAAAAAUCGGCGAGCGCGCUCUUUUUAAAAAAAAUCUUUUUGUAAUUUUUAUUUAUUUGUUUAAUUAUUAUUCCUCUCCGUGAAUGAAGUGGCUAUUGAUCUGCUAAUGUUGAUCUGCUAAUGAGAGUUACAUGAGAGAGUUACUGAGGUAGUAAGCUAGGGUUCUGUGUGUUAGAAUUAAAGAUACUCGGUUGUAAUUAUGUAAAAAUUGUAUCGUACUUGUUUAAAGGAUUUCUAAUUUUCUAAUUAAAGAUUCUGCAAAGCAGUGAAUCGAAUGCGAA
This is a messenger RNA of Ananas comosus (pineapple), 3222 nucleotides long. Its product is annotated as probable lipoxygenase 6. Bases 156 to 2924 code for a protein of 922 amino acids. The transcript has 9 exons. The record is from RefSeq and is a predicted model, not a curated record. Gene Ontology annotation, biological process: lipid oxidation. Lineage: Eukaryota; Viridiplantae; Streptophyta; Magnoliopsida; Poales; Bromeliaceae. Gene Ontology annotation, molecular function: protein binding; oxidoreductase activity, acting on single donors with incorporation of molecular oxygen, incorporation of two atoms of oxygen; metal ion binding.